UGAGCUUUUCUUAAUCAGACGAUACAACUAGAAUUAAGAAAGGUCGAGGAAAAACUAGGGGUAAAGGUCUCGAGAAGUUGAAGUCGUCUUUGGGAAAAAAGAUGGUGAUUGAGAUCCCAGUUGGUAAAGGGAGGCCAGUUGAGGCAGUUCAAUCAGGAAAACCCUCAAAUGAGUUAGGCAUCAUUGCACGGAAUUUUCUUACGCUUCCGAACAAGUGGAAGGAACUCACAGUAGAGGAAAAAGAUGCUGCGCUGAUUAGAUGCCACGAGAAGUUUGAAAUUAAUUUGGACGAGCAUUAUGUCAAAGAUAGUUGUGAGGAUAUCCUCAAAAAUAGAAGUCGGCAGUGGCGCUAUAAAUUAAAAAGGAAGUUUGAAAGUGCAAACUCCGUGGAAGAUGCUCGUAAAAUUGAAGGUUCGGAAUUGACCCAGAAAACUGGAAUACACUUUGUGACAUGUGGUCAAGUCCAGAGCAUAAGGUGAUCGAUCCAUAUUCAAAUAAAUAUACACUUCAUUUGUUUCAUUGCUAUUUAAUUUACUUAUAUUUAUAUUGUCUUUGUAGAAACGAUGUCAGGUAAACAAGGUCAAUCGAUCAAAACUUAAAUAUAAUCAUUUCAUGGGGUCAAAAGCAUUUGCAACUGCUCG
Molecule: messenger RNA, 641 nt
Organism: Lycium barbarum (goji berry)
Lineage: Eukaryota; Viridiplantae; Streptophyta; Magnoliopsida; Solanales; Solanaceae
Exons: 2
Coding region: 102-479 (125 amino acids)
Source: RefSeq, a predicted model, not a curated record